AGCUUCGAUGCGUACGGUUCGCUACUUCCGAUUUCGCGCGAUUCUGAAACCCGGUUUGGUGCAAUUUAAACUCGCAACGCCUGCGCACUUACCGAUUCCAAAAAUACGACUUUCGGAGUGCUAACCGUUUGGGUUUUUUGACAAAAACAUAAUUGUGAGAAAUAAAAAACUUCCUCUAAUUUAUUUUUGGAUUUACGCAUUUUGGAUUUGAGCGACACAUUUUUUGGCGUAUUAAAGAUUCACGAACAACUCUAUCACGUGCCGAAGCCACAAGUUGUUGAUAAGUCGCUGGGCAAACAAAAAACAACAAACACGACCCGAAGACCCCACAAACCCGUCGAGGAACCAAAAAAAAUAAAAACCGAGAAACAGAAACAAACAAAUCCAAAACUCUUGGCUGGCAUUUCAUUUGGCCGGAUCGCGUUACGUGGAGCGGUUGGUUGAAGUUUUUGGUCGUCUGCCCGCCGAAAAGAAAGUCACACGACAGUAACGACAAAAAAAAAUAAAUAAACGAGAAACGAGAUUUCCAAGAUUCUGCAACGAAAGUCAAAGUUACAAGUUUACUCCAAAUUCGAGUCUUUCGGCCCGGUUCAACGUCUUCCAACUUUCGGGUCUCCAGUCUUCGGUUUUUUGGUGUCUGCCCGCGUGUGUGCCACUUUAGAAAGUGAAAAUCGAGUGCAGUCCGCGGCAUUUUUCUGAAUCAAAAUCAAAAUCCAUCGGCGGCCUUUGGGCGCUGCAGUUGAAAGUGAAUUUUGUUCGGUCUGCAAGUGAUUUUCGAUUUUCGGCCGCUCAAUUCAUCAUUAUCGAUCAGUAGCCCGCGGUUUCUGGCUACUUGAAUCCACUACACUUCACUUCAAUUCACUUCACAUCCAUUGGCAGUUGGGCCCGGUAAAUAAGUUCAGCAGCAAUGGAGGCCGAGGAGGUUACAAAACUCGUCGAUGGAGUGUACAGGAACAUACUGGAUAGAUUCAAUCCGGGUGCCAGGCAACUAAUUGCGGCGGGCAAAAGCUACCUCAAGGCGUUGCACGGUGCCGCAACCGCCUCGCGUCUAUUCAAUGAAGCAUUGGCCAAGAUUGCGAUGAACGCCCAGCAAAGCGGAACGGGCGAUAUUGGUUCGGCUUUGAUGAGCGUCGUGAAUGUCAACAAGGAAAUUCAGGAGCAGCAGAUGAAUAUUCUGAAAGCCUUCUACGUGGAUCUACUGGUGCCAUUGGAGACGAACCUGGAGAAGGACACGAAGGUGGUGCAGCACGAGCAGAAGAAGUUCCUGCAGCAGCACAAGGUGCGAAUGGAGAGCUACCAGAAGGCGGUCUCCACCAUGAAGAAGCAGCGCAAGAAAAAGGCCACGCCCGAAAAUACCGAAAAGGAGUUGAGGAGCCUCCAAUUGCUCGAGGAUCAGAAGAAGAAGCUGGAUGUGUUCUGCGAUCAGAGCUACAAGAAUGCCAUGACACAGGAGCGUCGACGGUACGGAUUCGUCUUGGAGCGCCAGUGCUCGAUCGCCAAGCACUGGAUGGCCUACCACACCACCGGCAAGACGGUAAUUGAUAAUAAUUUCGAAAAUUGGCAAGAGAUUGCCGCUUCUCGUGAGAUCAUUCCCCCGGCCGCCUAUGAGAGUGGCUACAGCAGCAGCAACGGACACAACAACAACAACAACAUCAGCAACAUCAACAACAUCAGCGGCAACUUGCGACGUUUGGAGCGAAUUAAGGACGGGGACGAUGACCACCUGCAGAGCAACGGCUCCCAGCUGAAGAAAUCGCGGAGCAUCGACGCUCCCUACGGAGACAUGCGCACUCUGCACGAGCGGGAGAACCUCUCCGGAAUGGGAAUCUCCGGGCCAUCGCACUAUGCCCAAAACUCACUGCCACGUGCCAAGUCCGACUUCAAUUUGGCUUUGGUGGGCACUGGCCAGAGUUCAGGCAACAAACACAAGAUCCUUGAGGAGCAGCUGGCCAGUUUGGGUGACGAUCAGCGAGGGGAUCAGCGUCCUCUGGUGAAGGCUCUCUAUGCCUACAUGCCGUCGGGGGAGAAUCAGUUGUCCUUCGAGGAGGGCGAUCGCAUUGCUUUGGUGGGCGGCAAGGCGAAGGGGUGGCAAUUCGGUGAGAAUCUGCGAACCCAGCACUUUGGCUGGUUCCCAGUUGCGUACACCAAUGCGGAAGUGGCAGAAACCUCGACCUCCGGUGGCCGGCGAUAUGAGAAUAUGUUGAUGGGUUACGAGCGGAAUGGCGGUGGUUCGGGUUCCGGUUCCGGAGGAGGAGGUGGCCUCCGCAGCUACCAGCAACAGCAGCAGGAUUACGAGGCGCAACUCGAGUUGAUGGAGAGCCAUGAAGCCACUUAUCGGAGGAGAAGGAAUCACUCCGCCGAGGAGUCCUCGCCCACGCGAAUGUUCGGCGACACCAUCAAGCAGCAGAAGAAGUACCGCCCGGGAUCGAACGCCAAUCCCAGACCAGGUCCGCCGCCCACUCUGCCUGCUCCGGUGCCCAAUGGCCAGCAGAGGGAGUCCUCGAGGAUGCUGAACAGCUCGCAGAGCUUCUGCGCCUCCAACGGAGGAGUCACCUCGGCGGUGGAGAGACGCAAGCAAAAGUUAUUGAAUGGCGUGCAGAGCUCCAAGAGCCAUCCUUCUGGCAAAUCAGGGGUGGCUGCCAAAACCUCUUUGCACAGCAGCAAUGACAGUGGCUUCGCCAACGAACCUCCUCCACAACCGGAGGUCGACUAUUCCGAUGAGGAGCCAUCCACACAGCGAGUGCCCAUUCGACGUCGGGCGGAUACGAAUUCGCAUACCCACACGGUGCCCCGGGAUGUGGCAUCCUGGACACUGAACAGGAACUUCCGGAACAGCGUUGAUAGCCAGAUCGACGACAAGAGCCUCAAUCGACUGAGUCGCCAGAGCGGAGGAGUUGGCAAGAUGCGCUACGAUCUGAUUGCCUCCGAUGAUGAGAUCCUGCAGGCAUCGAGUGCUGGCUUGAAGCGCACGAAAUCCUUUUGGAAGUUCGGCGGCGGACGCAGUGGCGAGGAUAUUCUAGCCGGCAUGUCCUUGUGGCAGCAUCGCGAUCUGGUGGCAGCUCCCAAUCUGGAGGAGAUGCGCGAUCGGGAUGAGUUGGAGCGGCGUUCCGACGAGGAUCGCAAUGGCACACUGACAAAGUCGCACAAUUCGAGUUCCUCGCAGGAGAAGCGCGAGCGAAAGGAUAGUAUCACCAGCACGGAAAUUUACGGCGAUGAGGAUGAGAAUAUCUACGGGGUGAGUCCCCAGCAUCCUCCGCAGCAGCAGCAGCAGCAACAACAACAGCAGCAACAUCAGCAGCAGCAGCAGCAGCAACAUAGGAGCAGCUAUACUCCCAAAUCCCGGAUGAAGAUCAUGAAGACCAUUGAGAUCGACAUUGAGGAGCCCACGGAGGCGGAACGGAUGAGCACCAUGCGGCGAGGUCAGUCGCAGGAUCAGCAGCAGACGCAUCGUAAGCUGGACAAACAGCUGUCCGGAUCGGGAUCCCAGCACAAAUCGCAGACGCUGAGUCGCUCGAAGAAUUCGCAACAGCAGCAGCAGCAGCAAUUUCCGCAAUCCACGGACGAAGGUGAAAGCGAUGAGCACGGAACCCUGAAGCUCAGCGAUGUGAACAACUUCUUUGACGAGGGAAAGAACAAUGGACACGGACAUGGACAUGGACAUGGACUGGUUAUGAAGACGGUGAAACGACAGGACAUACUCAAGCAGUACUACACCAGCGAGGACGAGGAGGAGUCCGAUGCGGAGCUCAAGUCGACCAGUUCGGAUCCCUACGAUUGCAUUGUGAUCAACGAUCACUUGGUGCGCAAGGACGACAAGUUGCGAAGGCAUCACCAUCAGCAGCAACAGCAGCAGCAAAUGGAGUUCCACACCUUUCGAUCCUCCACCUCCACCACGGCCACCAAUACGCUGAAGAAGUCCUCCUCGAAGGAUCAGGAUAGCACUCUCACCCGCAACUCAACCGCGAGUUCGGGUGCUCCGACGGCCACGAUCCUGCCGCGAACACGCCUCCUCAAGUCCUCCUCCGCCUCCGCCAGCAACAAUCUGAGCAGCAACAGCCAAACCCUGGAGCGGAACUCGAAGAGUCUAGCCGGAAAUAAGAGCUAUGGUCCAUGGUACGACUUCUGGGAUCAGGAGCAGCACGGCCAGAAGUCAUCAAGUGCCAAGCUCAAGUGAAGUGGGAAAAAGGAUGGUGAAUUGGUAAUAAUAAAGGAUAUAGGCAACAGUUUCGCCGUCUUCUUACCGGUUAAGAAAAUGAGCCGAGAGAGAAAGUGGAGUGGAAAAGUGCAGCUGGGGAAAGGGAUAUAUAAUAUAUAUACUCGUAUGUAAAACCAGGUCCCUGAAUCCCAACCCUUUCCCUCCUUUUUUAGUUAAGCAAUAUUUUACCCUGUACAAUUGCAUAGUUUUAGCCUAAGUCAAGUUCUGUUUUUGUUUGUUUUAUGUACAUAUCUUAUUUUAGUUUCUAAUUUAAACACUUUUGUGUGUGUUGCCAACGCUGAUGAUGAAAAGGGUUUAACCAUUUUUUGUACAUGCCUGAGGAAACUUCAUAGAACAAGGACCUCUCCAUUAAACAUUCUCCCCCUGAUUUGUUUGGUGCCUGCUCGCAUUUCAUUUGAAUUUUGAAUUUUAUUAGUCGAAGUAAUGUGAACGUAAAUUGCUUUUCUAGCAGGCGCGGUAUUUAUCGCAACUAUUCCAUAGACUACUGACCUGUAACGAUUCCGUGUAGUCCAGCUAGCCCCACCAAAUCCCCCCGUACUAGCUUGUUCCCCCAGCCUCCUCCGUAAGUAGAGAUCCCGGAUGGGAUAAGGAUGGGAUCUCAACCGGACAAGUCCUUGAUCUUUUGCAGAGCCUCUCAGUUCGCCACGGUUAAGUUGAGGCACACGAAGACCAACGAUCGAUCCGCCCCGAUGAUCUAUCGGAGUGUGAACAAGUAGCAACGACUGCGGAAGGUGGAGUUCUCCCUGUGACCACGAAGGCUCCAGCCACAAGACACACGACACAUCAAACUCAUCCGCACCGCAACACAAAGCAUCGCAGUCUAUACAAAUCACACGUUCUAUAUAGCGCAUAUACUCGUACAGUUGAAGGCAUUAUCAGUUAGAUCCUCCAGUUGCUCCAAAGCCUGGAUAUUUGGUAGUCAUUAAGUCGUACUGUUUGUUAAACAUUCUGUUUGUAUGUACUUCUAUGUUAAAGUUCGAAAUGUAUAUUCAAAUACCAUAAUGAUUAAUAAACCUUAUAAAGUUUAAAAACUAAAA
Messenger RNA from Drosophila ficusphila, 5253 nucleotides. It is a transcript of the gene IRSp53, whose product is annotated as brain-specific angiogenesis inhibitor 1-associated protein 2. NCBI's taxonomy places the organism in Eukaryota, Metazoa, Arthropoda, Insecta, Diptera, Drosophilidae. Gene Ontology annotation, biological process: plasma membrane organization; actin crosslink formation; actin filament bundle assembly. The record is from RefSeq and is a predicted model, not a curated record. Bases 908 to 4174 code for a protein of 1088 amino acids. The transcript is spliced from 12 exons. Gene Ontology annotation, molecular function: protein binding. Gene Ontology annotation, cellular component: cytosol; nucleoplasm.